AUGGAGAACAUCAUUGCUGGUCGUGUACAACAGGUUGAAGACCCGGAAGGACUACGAGUUCAAAAAGAGUUCUCGCGGUUUCUAAAAACGUAUGUAUGAAAUUUUCUUUUGCGAUGUUUUAAUUCAUUUUCAGUUAUGCCAACGAAAAAAAAGAAAAUGUUUAUAAAGUGGCUAUGCGCGAUUUGAGCCAACCCGAAAGAAACACUCUGUUUGUUGAUAUGCAGCACGUGUAUGGAUUCAGUACUAACCUUGCUACCCUAAUCGAACUUCAUUUUUACAGGUUUUUAUUUAUAUUUCUACCCAAACUAUUUAAACACAACCUGUUUACCAUAUCAAUGGACUUAUGAUAAUUUUUUUCCAAUUCCAACGCACCCAAUAUUAUGAGCUUUUUCGCAACGAGAGUAAUGCUAUGCCGAGAAAAACAUCUCUCGCUAAAAGUUUUUGCUAUAUCGCCUGCGACCGCUGCGAUGUAGUCAGGUAUGUUGGGUGCGACUUUGAACUCAAUAAAGUAUGAAAAGUUCCUGUUUCGAAAAAAAAGUGGAUUGCUUGCAGACUAUAUCCAUUUAUUUGUGAGGCUCUUCAAAUUGCAACAGUAGAAGGUUGCGAAGAGGAGGAGCGUCAGCAGAUGCACAAAAAACAACUCUACGUUUCAAUUUUCAAUCUGCAGACGAAAACAAAGGUGUUGAUUGGGUUCUUUUCAAUCUUCCAACUAUCAAUUCAGGUUCGUGAGCUUUCCGCCGAUAAAGUUGGCGGUCUCGUGCGCAUUUCCGGUCAAAUUGUCCGAACUCAUCCUGUUCAUCCAGAAUUGAGUAGGGCGACUUUUGUCUGCGAGGAUUGCGGUGUGACGACCCGCGAUGUUCUUCAACAAUUUCGUUACACUCAGGUUUUUGUACCUUUAUGGAACACUCUCCAACGGAUUGUUUUCCAGCCCACACGCUGCACGAAUCCCCAGUGCAUGAAUCGCACGCGCUUCAGUCUUGACGUCAACGAUUCGACUUUUGUUGAUUUUCAAAAAAUCCGAAUUCAGGUGUGGUUGCGCUAAUUGUUAUCCGUAUUGUUAGUUUUGAGGAAUUCAUCACUCAGCUGAGAAUAAAAUUAACUAUAUUUCAUGGUAAAUAUGAGAAUCGAAUCAUUGUUUGAUCUUCCAAUCAAAACAUUUUUCAGAAUAAAAUUAUGUAGUAAAAUUUCUAUGGAACGAUGAGAAUUAAAGUUUGGGAUUCAUCGGUUCCGCUUCUUUUUUCUUGAAAUUGUUUAUCUAUUCUAUCUAGGUUGUAUGAAGUAAUAUAACAUUUUCUCAGCUUGAGACCAUACGUCGGCUGGAUCCCACCCCAGGGUGCGGCCUACUUCUGUUUUAAAAAAAACGGCCUAUUGCAUCUUCAAUGUAAGAAUACAUGUGCAAUAGACUCUCAUUGAGUUAACUGUACUUGGUCGACCUCGGGGGGACUCGAACCUACGACCUCGCGAACGUUAGAAAUGCGUCUUUACCAGCUGAGCUAUGCCGCACCCGCCUACUUCAGUACAUUUUAAAGUUUUUUUUGCGCCCAAAAUGCCGGGGUGGAUUCCAGCCGAUGUAUGCUUGAGAUUGCGGCAUUUGCAGUUCUCGCGCAAAGCUGGCGAAAAUCCAAAAAUUAUCGCGUUACUGAAUUUUCUAUGACUUGUCUUCACAGUUGAGAAGAAAGUAAUAGGCGACAGAUCCUUGAACGAGUUCGCAUUGAGCUUUCUGUAUCUAGUAAUGGUGAAUCAACUCCUACUCAAUCAGAAAAUGUUGGUUGAAGGAGACUCAAGCGGAACUUCCUCGCGGCUCUAUCCCCAGAACGGUCGACGUGAUCGUCCGCGGCGAAAUGGUAGAAAGUGUUCAACCUGGAGAUCGGUGCGACAUCGUCGGAACUCUCAUUGUCAUGCCCGACAUUUCUCAGAUGAGCACUCCGGGGCUGAAAGCCGAGACUUCCAAUCAAAACCGAGGUCUUUUUAUGAUCACAGUCAGCAGUAGGUUCAGCUCAUUGAUGUAGAUUUCAGAAAAACAUAAUUUUUUCUCAUUCGCACGCGCCAAAGCCUUUUUUGAACAACUGGCGAAUUUUAGGGAAAGCACUCGAAAAGGACGCCGGUGUAACAGGUCUCAAAGCCUUGGGAGUACGAGAUUUGACGUACAAACUUGCCUUCCUCUCUUGCCACAUCAAACACUCAAACGAAUUGAUCUCUGCGGAUAUCAGCUCCGACGAGCCCGACUACGUUGAGCUGUGGCAGCGGAUGACCCCCGACGAGCGUCAGGCUCUCAAGAAAAUGAGCGAAGAUCCGAAAAUUGAAGAAAACAUCGUUUCUUCGUUGUUCCCCAACAUUUACGGCAAUUAUGAGGUAAUAAAAAAUUCGUCUUUUUUUUUAAUUCGAAAAGGGUUCAGGUGAAACUGGGAGUUUUAUUAAUGCUUCUGGGCGGCGUUCCGAAAAGAAGCAAAGACGAAGGAACGACACUUCGAGGCGAUAUUAACGUUUGUCUUGUUGGAGACCCCUCGACGGCAAAAAGUCAAGUUCUUAAGUGUGGUUCUCGAAGGAGCUAGAAAAAAGGAGUGAGUUCAGGACUGUCGAGGAGUUCAGCCCGCGGGCCAUUUAUACGUCGGGAAAAGCCUCGUCUGCUGCUGGUUUGACUGCCGCCGUCGUCAAGGUACUUUUGAUCCUCUCCAGAAAGGCGCAGAUUGAAGGAAAUGUGUUUUACAGGACGAAGAAUCUUUCGAAUUUGUCAUUGAAGCUGGCGCUUUGAUGCUCGCUGAUAAUGGCGUUUGCUGCAUCGACGAGUUCGAUAAAAUGGACCCUAAAGACCAAGUCGCCAUCCACGAAGCCAUGGAGCAGCAGACUAUUUCUAUCACUAAGGUUUUACUUCAUAUAUAGAUGAAAUAAUUGUUUUGUUGAAGGCUGGUAUCAAAGCGACUCUGAACGCCCGUGCUUCCAUCCUGGCGGCUGCCAAUCCAGUGGGAGGUCGAUAUGACAGGUCUCGUUGUAUAAGAUGAGCUUACGUAUUGUAUAUUCAAUUUUCAGUUUUAAAAAAAAAGAAGAAAAAAAAUUUACGACAUUCAUCAAAAACUAAGUUUUCAGAUCGCGUCCGUUGAAGCACAACAUCCAGAUGUCGGCGCCGAUUAUGAGUCGAUUCGAUCUUUUCUUCGUACUCGUCGACGAAUGCACAGAGGCUACAGACUACGCGAUCGCCCGCCGAAUCAUCGAGAACCAUCGCGCGAUCAGCGAGAAAAUCGUCCGUCCCUCAGCCUACAACGUCGAGGACGUCAAGAAGUACAUUGCUUUCGCCAAAUGCUUCAAGCCUAAGGUUUUCACAUUUUGAUGUAACUAAAGGGCGAAUAACAUAUAGUUGGUGUUGAAGUUCUCUGAACGACUUUAGCAAAGUAGUUGAUUGAAAAUAAUCUGCACGUAAAGGUACGGAAAGUUUUUUUAAAAUUAGAUUGACUAAGUAGUUUAACUGUGAGUAAUCUGUGUGAUUGCAUAGGAAAAAUGGAAAAAUUCCUUUGAGGAUCCUGUGAGGAAUUUUAAAAGGUUUUUCUAAAAGCUCCUAAAAUGAUGUAUAAAGGCUUUUAAGCUCCUUUUUCAUAGCCCCAGAGGAUCCUUUUUGAAUCCGCUCGAAUCUUUUUUAGUAGCUUUCAGUAUCCUUUUUGUCUUUGUUGAAGGAUGUGAAUAAGAUGCAAAAAUGAGAUAAAAAGAUCUCCUGGGGACCCUUUCAAGGCCUUUACUUGAGAAAAGCUUUUGAGGAGUAUUUCAGUUUUGGGAGUUUAAGAGCGAUUCGAAGUUGCUCUGAACAAUUGCUUGUCUUCUCCAGAUAAAUGCCGAAGCUGCCAAGGCGUUGGUGACCGAGUACAAGAAGCUGCGGAUGUCAGACAGCAACAACGCGGCGACGAGUUCCUGGCGCAUCACCGUCCGGCAACUCGAGUCGAUGGUCCGACUCUCGGAAGCCCUCGCCAGACUCUACUGCGCCAAGGAAGUCACCAUCGAGCACGUCACCCAGGCCGCCAAACUCCUCAACAAAUCGAUCGUCAGGUAAGGUUUCACCCCUUCCGAAAGACUAAACGAUUACAUUUCCCAACUUCGGUCAAGUAACAUGGUUAUUUAGACGUUGUAUCAUUUCUUUAGGGAUCCUUCACAAACUUCAUUAUUUUACGGGUCAUUUUUGAUGUUUUGUGAACUUUUCUCAGUAAAAUCGCCAAGUUUCAAAUUUUUCAAAUAUUAUUUUUUUAUCAUUUUUUUAUUAUUUUAUUUAAAUAUUUCAAAUAUCGAACAAAUAAAAACAAAAAAAGUCUAUUUCAUCCGUAGUCCUAGCUUCCAGUAAUGAUAAGAGCGACUGAUUCCGAGAAACUCGUUUUCUCAUCUUUUUUUCAUUCAUAUCAGAUAUUUCAGGAAUAAGAAAUGUUUUUUCAAAGCUUUGAUUAUGAAAAACUGAAAAAAAUCUAAUCAAUUGAAGAAAUAAACGAAUCUUCAGUGACCAUAAAUCGCGAUCAUCGCAUGAAUAAUUGGGCCUCUUUUUCAGAGUUGAACAACCGGAUAUCGCCUUGGAAGACGAUGACUUUGACAACGAAGUCAUUUUCACUGAAGGAAACAAAGAAAAUGCUGGAGACAUGGAGCCAAUGGAUCAGGAUGGCGAUGCUGACAAGGCGAAGGUUUGAGAAGCACUGAACUAGUUUUGAGAGUUAAAAAUAGUAGUGUGUUUUUUAUUCCGAUAUGAUUUUUUUUUUCAUUUUUUUUUUCAAUCGAAAUUAUUCUUUACUUUCGAAGGUUUGAAAACUUUUUUCUCGAGAAAAUGUAGGAAUCAGCCGAUCCGAAGUAAACAAUUCUAAAAAAACUUGUUUCGGAAAAAGAAACCUAGAUAUGAUAUUUGAAAAAAAGUGCCAGGUGAAUAUUUAUAGAAUAAAAAAACAGAAAAUGAUGAAAAAUGAUGAAAAAAAGCGGGAUUGCAAGAAUAAAAAAACAUUUAAGAAGUGUUACCGAUAUAUUAUGUCUUGUCGUUCAAACUAUUAAGAUUGGAGGAGCAAUUUGAAAAAUUGAAACAAUGAAACUGAAAUAAAAUUAACUUUUUUUUCUUGGGCAGGUCGAUUCUUCAAAGCUGAAAAUCAGCUACGAGGACUACAUGCGGAUGGCCGACGCAUUCGUCAUUCGGAUGCGCGCCGACGAAGAGCAGCAGGGCGAAGAAGAGUACGCGGGGAUCAAGCAGAGCGCCGUCGUCCAAUGGUACCGUAUCCCUUCACGCAUGACGUCAUGAAUCAUUGUGCAGGUACCUCGAGCGCAUGGAAGAAGACUUUACCACGGAAGAAGAAGUCGUCACUCAGAAGGCCAUCUGCGAACGCGUUCUGCGGCGCCUCGUACACGAUGAUAAAAUUUUAAUUGAAGUUUGUUAUUUUUCGAAUUGAGCUGUGGAGGAAAUUUAGCGCGUCUUUUUGAAUUUUGAAUUGAAGGGGUUUUCACAUAGGAAAUAGGUUGCCCAUAAAACGGUCAGUCCACGGCUCUUCUGUUUUUUUUUUUAGUUUAAUGGUUUAUUCUGAAGCAUUUAACUUUGUUUUUUUCUAUUUCAAACUAUCGCAUGAAUGCCAUAUUGUUAUGACACUUUUUUUCUGAAUUCAGGGGAUUUCUUUAAUUUUUGAAUUAAUUUUUUUCAUUAGUUGUGGAUUUAAAAAAAGUACUUUUUUUGAUGUUGUCAAAAAAAUUUCCCAAAUAUAGGUUUUCAAGAAAUACUUUUUUUCAGGUGGAAGGAGGCGACGAUCCGACUCUUUGUGUACAUCCUAACUACGUUGUCGAUGAUGAGUAA
Messenger RNA from Caenorhabditis auriculariae, 5791 nucleotides. The record is from the annotation of a GenBank genome assembly. Lineage: Eukaryota; Metazoa; Nematoda; Chromadorea; Rhabditida; Rhabditidae.